Molecule: messenger RNA, 1338 nt
Organism: Andrographis paniculata
Lineage: Eukaryota; Viridiplantae; Streptophyta; Magnoliopsida; Lamiales; Acanthaceae
Product: protein IQ-DOMAIN 6
Exons: 5
Coding region: 118-1338 (406 amino acids)
Molecular function (GO): protein binding
Source: RefSeq, a predicted model, not a curated record
UUUUAUUAUUACCCUUCUCUCUCUCUCACUCUAUGUUUCUUCUUCGGUGGUUUUUCUCUCUCUACUGAAACUGCAUCAUCAUCAUUAUCCAUUUCAUUACAUUACAUUGUCCCAACAAUGGGGAGGGCUUCUGGCGAAUGGGUUAAAGCUUUCAUAGGACUCAACAAACACAAAGACAAUCACAACUCUGAAAAGGGUGUCGGAAAGGUGAAGAAGAAAUGGAAGAUCUGGAGAAGUUCAUCAUCAUCAUCAUCAACAACAUCAUCAAAUGAUCAUCAAAAUGGCGGAUCGUGGAAAGGCUUCAAAAGAAUCGCCGGCGGCGGUUCAGAUCUGAAUAAUUCAGACAGUUCCUUCUCCGCCGCCGUCGCCGCCGUUGUCAGAGCUCCUCCCAAAGACUUCCGAGCCGUCCGCCAUGAAUGGGCCGCCAUUCGAAUCCAGACAGCCUUCCGAGGAUUCCUGGCCAGAAGAGCUUUAAAAGCUUUAAAAGGAGUUGUCCGCCUCCAGGCCAUCGUCCGCGGCCGGCAGGUCCGAAAACAAGCCGCCGUAACUCUCCGGUGUAUGCAGGCCCUCGUCCGCGUCCAGGCUCGCGUCCGCGCCCGCCGCGUCCGCAUGUCCGCCGACGGCCAGGCCGUACAGAACAUUCUCCACCACCGCCGCCGCGCCAUAGCCGACGACCUCUUCAAACACGCCGAGGAAGGAUGGUGCGACAGCAGAGGAACUCUGGAAGAGGUUAAGGCGAAGAUACAUAUGAGGCAAGAGGGAGCUGUCAAAAGAGAAAGGGCCAUUGCGUAUUCUCAAUCUCAAAAGGGGAAAUCGACGUCGAAUGGUCGCGAAUUCGACAAGAACAGCUGGGGGUGGAGCUGGCUCGAGCGAUGGAUGGCGGCGAAGCCGUGGGAAACACGACUAAUGGAGAUGAACAAUGUCGUCGAAUUAAAGAAUUUCCGGGACAUGUCCAAAGGGAGCGUCUCUAGGUUGUCUGAACCUAGUACAUUGAGAAUUAAGAAAAACGUGACGAAGAGGGUGUCCGCGCCGGCGAAUCAAUCGUCAUCUAGCUAUAGCUCAGAUUUCAGACACGACGAGAGCUCAGUUUCGUCUUCAAUCUUCACGACUGCAACUCCUGUCUCCGGAAACACGGCUUCAGACAGGACAGACGAGAAAAGCAAUGGCCGGAGGCCUAAUUACAUGAACUUGACCGAAGCUACCAAAGCCAAGCGGAGGAGCUGCCGAGUGAUGAGGCAGUCGAUGGACGAACUUCAGUUUCUUACAAGAUCAAUGGCUGUCGAUCCUUGUACAGUUCCUACAUCCCGACCUCUCGGCGAUAAGUUUUCGAGGGAUUAG